Molecule: messenger RNA, 498 nt
Organism: Mycotypha africana
Lineage: Eukaryota; Fungi; Mucoromycota; Mucoromycetes; Mucorales; Mycotyphaceae
Exons: 1
Coding region: 1-498 (165 amino acids)
Source: RefSeq, a predicted model, not a curated record
AUGUCGCAACAUCCAUAUUACCCUUAUUCUCAAGAAGGUUGUCAAAUGCAGCAAGGUUCUUUCCCUUCAUGGCACAACCGACGUUAUUUACCAGCUGUUGACGUGGUAUUGGAAGGCGGAGGAAGGAAAAAGGGAAGUUUCAACGCUCUUCAACAAUUUGUGAAUGAACGACAGAGACAAGAAGAUGACCAAAAACGUCGCUUGUCCGGACAAGAGCAUGCCCGACAGCAAAAGCAACAAAAUAACUGCAUCGAUAACAACAGUGGUACUAACAAAGAUGGUAAAAUACCACUAGUUAACGACGAUACUAGUAGAAAAAUUGGCUCUCUGGUGAAAGAUACUACCUCAGGACCCGCAAGAUUUGCUCACGCAACAGCAGCAGAAAAUACAGCGGAAAGUGAAAGCGACAAUUAUACCCAAACGCGUCCAUCCGCUGAUCUUGCUGCUAACCGUACCGAAGUCGCGGAUGAUGAUAAUUUCCUAAAAGUCAGUCAUUAA